CAAUAUUCAUCCCCAUCUCCCAUCUUUGUUUGUUCCAUCUCUUGCUUCUUGCUUCUAUUACUUGCUUCUUUCUUCACCAUGUCACUUGCUGGGAAAAUCACCACUGAAAUUGGGGUUCAUGCAACCGCUGCAAAGUGGUUCAACCUCUUUGCAACACAACUUCAUCAUGUUCAAAACCUUACUGAUAGAGUACAUGGAACCAAGCUGCAUCAAGGUGAAGACUGGCAUCACAACGAGACAGUCAAACACUGGACUUAUACCAUAGAUGGUAAGGCUACAACAUGUCUGGAGAGUAUUGAAUCCAUUGAUGAACAGAACAAAACAAUCACCUACAAGCUCUUCAGUGGAGACAUUGAUCAUAAGUAUAAGAAAUUUAAGUUCACCUUUCAAGCCAUUGAUAAGGAUCAAGGCGGUGCUUUUAUUAAAUGGACGGUUGAAUAUGAAAGGCUUGCUGAGGAGGUUGAUCCUCCAUAUGGAUACAUCGAAUACCUGCACAAAUGCACUAAAGAUAUUGAUGUUCAUCUUCUCAAAGCAUAGCUCUAAAAGUUAUGCACUAAGAAAUAAUGGGCUUGGCCUCUGGAUAAGUGCUUAUAUGUAUAAUAAUCGGUGUGGAGUUUGACGAGAAGGAUGCUUAUAUAGAUCCUUCCUUUGUAUGGAAUAAACUUGGAUAUGCAUGUCGGUGAUGUCUUGUGUGUGUUAAAUUAUAUAUGUGGAAGUGCUCAACGUGAUACAUAUGAAUAUUAAUGAAUGUUUUAUGAUCGAUUUUGCUAAGUAUA
Glycine soja is the source of this 776-nucleotide messenger RNA. Its product is annotated as MLP-like protein 43. The transcript has 2 exons. Bases 79 to 537 code for a protein of 152 amino acids. NCBI's taxonomy places the organism in Eukaryota, Viridiplantae, Streptophyta, Magnoliopsida, Fabales, Fabaceae. The record is from RefSeq and is a predicted model, not a curated record. Gene Ontology annotation, biological process: defense response.